Messenger RNA from Penicillium lagena, 435 nucleotides. RefSeq lists its product as uncharacterized. Bases 1 to 435 code for a protein of 144 amino acids. NCBI's taxonomy places the organism in Eukaryota, Fungi, Ascomycota, Eurotiomycetes, Eurotiales, Aspergillaceae. The record is from RefSeq and is a predicted model, not a curated record. The transcript has 4 exons.
AUGGGACUCUGUUUCUCCGUUCCAGGCCGUCGUCGCCACCCAAUGGGCAUGGGCAUGAUGGGAGGAGGUAUGAUGGGGGGAGGCAUGAUGGGCGGCGGCUGGGGCCCACCACCUGCUCGUCGAUAUCAUGGGGUGCUCGUCGAUAUCACGGGGGUAUGGGAUACGGCGGGGGCGGGGGCUGGGGAGGCCCCAUGGGCGGUGGAUAUGGUUACAGUUCAGGUUUUGGUGGCCGAAGACCUGGUGGCUUUGGACCAGGGGGUGGAUUUGGAGGCGGAGGACGACGUGGCGGGGGACGUCGGUGUUGAUGAGAUUAUGUAUGACACGGCAACUAAUAUCAAAUGUACACAUGUGCCAGUAACAUAUCGAUCGCGUAUCCAGAAGAUUCAACUUGGCCUCAUUGUCAAUCGCAAAACCCCCAAUAAAUGGGUCCAGUGA